AUUUUACAUUUUGUUAGUUGAAUUUAGGGGACGUAGGUGAAAAUAACAAAUAAACAUGUUGAUUCAUUUAAUUUAUAAAUUAUUUAUCAUUUUGUCUAUUUAUAUUAUUCAUACAAAAUGUUUACCAAUAUCAAUUGUUUGUGAAAUAUAUAUACCAUCUCCAUUAAGUGGAUUUGCUAGUAUAAAUUAUCCAUUUUUUGGAUUUUGGUUUGGUAAUAUCCCUAUUUAUCAAAAGUUAUACAGUAAUAAUUAUAUUGAAAGAAACCUAGUAAAAAAUAUUCUCUUUAUUCCUCAAAACCAAAAUCAUAUUAUAAACAUAAAUUAUCAUUAUUACCAUCAAUAUCAUCACAGAAAGCUAAAAAACGUAAGUAUGAAUAUAUUCAAUUGGGUAAAAGAUAUGCUAUGAAACGUUUAUAUCAUCAAAAAAAUUCACUUAAACCUUACAAGAACAAAAAAGUCAGUAAUUAUAAAGUAUCCUUGAAAAGAUCUAAGUAUAAUCAAAAUUAUUAUAUACCAACUUAUAUGAAUAGGAGAAAUUUACAGUCAGGACACUUUAGAAGUUCUACAAACCGACAUAAUCGAAAGCGUUUAAAUCAUAGAAUACUAAAAGGUAUAAAUUACAAAUAUGUAAAAUCCAACUAUGAUAUUAUAAGUUAUCAAUCGAAGAAAGGAAAACUCAAUCAAUACUUUGAUCAAAAAGUGAAUUAUAAAACACUAAUGCCUACUGAUAAUAACCAAUGGUAUCGUAAAUAUCAAACCAAAGAAUACAAAAAUUACAAAGAUAAAAAUAAUUAUAACAAAAUUAAUUAUAAUCAGUUGAAGUCUUCAAAAGAAAGAAUCCCUAUUGACAAACCCAAGCUUGGUAAAACACUAUAUAAAUCUAAUUCUAAAUCAUUUUAUGCAAAAAAACAGAAUUAUUCCUAUGAUAUACCUAAGAAAAAUGAUUAUACUCUAAGAAAACGUAUACCUAUUCCUGAUAAACCACUUCUUACUUACACGGAACCGAAACAUGAAAAAAUUCAUAUGAAUAAACAAGAAGCUAAUGAAGAAUCAAGAAAGAAAUAUAAAAUAUCUAAUCAUCAAAUUGUUAAUCAACCUAAAAAGAAAAGCAUUGAUAAGAAAUCUGUUGCUAAAAAAGUAAAAAAUAAUAAUAAAAGCAAAAAGUUGAAAUCAAAGAAGAAAGUUAACUCUCAUAAUGCUGAAGAUUUAAAAGGUACGAAAAAAGAUCGUGUCAAUAUAAUUAAAGUAGUCAAUGAAUACUGAUAAGUAUGCAUUAACCUAAUAGACAGUAUAUUGUUUUAUAUGAAAUAAAAUGAAUCAACUUGGUGUAU
Heterobilharzia americana is the source of this 1331-nucleotide messenger RNA. NCBI's taxonomy places the organism in Eukaryota, Metazoa, Platyhelminthes, Trematoda, Strigeidida, Schistosomatidae. The record is from the annotation of a GenBank genome assembly.